AAAAUAUUCUAUCGCCUCUCGUCGCAUGGACGCUGUUCUUUCCCCCUCCAUUCUGGCAGCUUGCUGGCGUCCCUUCGUUCUGCGCCUUGUUCGCGGUCUCACUCUUUCCGUCUUCGGGGCGGCAUCGGAUCAGGCGGGAGUAAGCAUUGGGCUUUUAAUUGGCAGAGUGCUACUCUUCUUUUCUUGGUUGCAUCAUCACAAGAUAAAAGUUACUGACAUGGCAAAUUGCAAAUGAUAUGUAUAUAUAUAUAUUUUGAUGGAGCAGAAGAAACAUAUUGCAAUUUUCACAACAGCAAGUCUACCAUGGAUGACAGGAACUGCCGUCAACCCUUUGUUUCGUGCUGCUUACCUGGCUAAGGAUUGCAAUUGGGAGGUUACCCUUGUAAUCCCUUGGUUAUCAUUGAAAGAGCAGGUUUUAGUAUAUCCAAAUAAAAUUAUCUUUAAUUCACCUGUGGAGCAUGAAGCAUAUAUUCGUUCGUGGCUCAAGGAGAAGGCUGAAGUUGUCUCAGAAUUUAAUAUUAUUUUCUAUCCUGGAAAGUUCUCCAAAGAGAAAAGAAGCAUUCUUCCUGUUGGGGACAUCACUGAAACUAUUCCUGAUGAAUUGGCAGAGAUUGCUAUACUUGAGGAACCAGAACAUCUUACAUGGUACCAUCAUGGUCGGCAAUGGAAAACUAAAUUCCAAAGUGUGAUAGGUGUCAUUCAUACUAAUUAUCUGGAAUAUGUUAAGAGAGAAAAAAAUGGGCAGAUACAGGCAUUUCUCUUGAAAUAUGUUAACGGUUGGGUUACUCAAAUCUACUGCCACAAGAUUGUGAGAUUAUCAGGUGCCACCCAAGAUCUGCCAAGGUCGGUCAUCUGUAAUGUCCAUGGUGUAAACCCUAAAUUCCUCGAGGUAGGGAAAACAAAGCAUGAGCUAAAACAGAGAGGUCAGAUAGCAUUUCCCAAAGGUGCCUACUUCAUUGGAAAGAUGGUUUGGAGUAAAGGUUAUACAGAACUUCUCCAGCUACUCUCGAAAUUCCAAGAUGAACUUUCUGAUUUACAGAUAGACUUGUAUGGGAAUGGAGAAGACUUCAAUGAAAUUCAAGAAUCUUUCAGUGAAUUGACCCUGGAUACGAGAAUUUGUCCUGGUCGUGAUCAUGUCGAUUCUAUAUUUCAUGACUACAAGGUGUUCAUUAACCCGAGCACUACAGAUGUAGUUUGUACAACAACAGCAGAGGCUCUUGCAAUGGGGAAGAUUGUUAUUUGUGCCGACCACCCUUCAAAUGAAUUCUUUAAGCAGUUUCCAAAUUGCUAUACAUACAAUAGCGGCAAGGAGUUUGUGAAAUUAACACUUAAAGCUCUCGUCAAAGAACCUGCGCCGAUCACAGACAAUCUUCUACACGAGCUAUCAUGGGAGGCAGCCACAGAAAGGUUUAUAGAGGCUGCUGAGCUAAAGGAGAUCAUACAGGAGAAAACACUUUCCUCACCAAAGCCUUUCAUGGCAAUGUCUUCCGAUGACUGGAAGAAGAGUCUUGAGGAAGCAUCUGCAUACCUGCACAAUGCAAUAUCUGGAAUCGAGGCUGCACGCUAUGCCUUUGGUGCGAUUCCGAACACCCUACAACCUGAUGAACAACAAUGUGAGGAGCUUGGUUUGCCUUUCGAACGUAAGCUGUUCGACGGACGUUCUGCUGCUCCUGAUACUGACCUAUCAAAAAUGACUUAAAUUCAGUUAGAAUAUAGUUUCUACCUUUCAUGUUUUGCUCUGUGAAUUAUGCACGAUUCGGAGUACUUAGCCAAACCUAAUCCCAUGAGUUAAGCAAAAGAUGUAAGAGUGGAAUAAUGGACAUGUACAAGCAUUUGCAGUUUGCAGUUGCAUGAUUAUCAGUAUGUUUUGAAGCGUUUAGCCACUCUGUACCUAAAUUCUAUGUGUAUUGUGGCUAUUGUUUUCAAAAAAAAAAAUACUUGGUGAUUUGUAUAUC
Zingiber officinale is the source of this 1955-nucleotide messenger RNA. RefSeq names its product digalactosyldiacylglycerol synthase 2, chloroplastic-like. NCBI's taxonomy places the organism in Eukaryota, Viridiplantae, Streptophyta, Magnoliopsida, Zingiberales, Zingiberaceae. Gene Ontology annotation, biological process: galactolipid biosynthetic process. The coding region runs from base 257 to 1699 and encodes 480 amino acids. The record is from RefSeq and is a predicted model, not a curated record. Gene Ontology annotation, cellular component: chloroplast outer membrane. The transcript is spliced from 5 exons. Gene Ontology annotation, molecular function: digalactosyldiacylglycerol synthase activity.